CCUCCAGGUCCCCGGCCCAAGGGGAUUUAUACCGAGCAGGCCCCGGAGCCAAGCACUGGAGUCGGGCGGCUGCCUCAAAGAAGGCAGAGGAAGAGGAGAGGACGGAGGACUCCGCUUGGAGCUGAAAUUCAGCGAGCAUCUCUCCUAGGCUCGUCUUCUGCCUCUGUGUAUCCGGGAGCUCGGCUGCUUGGAUAUUUCUAGUAUUCCAUAUCUCCUGCUCUUCAGCCCUCAGUUCCCAUGGCCAGAGGAAUCGGGGCCCUUGCGAUCCUCGCUGUCUUCUUGAUCCAAGGCUCCUCUUCGCUCCUGGCUCCCCAGAGGGCUCAGCGCCAUAUGGAGGGUGCCUUCACUAGCGAGCUGAGCCGCCUUAGAGAGAGUGCUUUCGUUCAGAGCCUGGUCCGCGCGCUGGUAGGCCUGGGGCCCAGGACUCAGAGACACUCGGACGGCACCUUUACCAGCGAGCUCAGUAAAAUAAGAGGGACCGCCCAGGUGCACCGGCUUAUCCAGCAGCUAGUGGGUAAGCGCAGGUCGGUCAGAGCGCCAGAGGAGGCCACUGGAAGGAGCUCCAGGGGGGAAAAUGGGCCCCUAGCCCCCUCCUGGGAGGAUUCACUCUGUUUGAAGUGGUUGCGUCUGUGCCUCGCACAAGACGGUGCAGUCCUUCGAGGGAGAUCCACCGGGAGUCCCUGUCCCUUGCUCUACAAAGUCAUUCCUUGGCCAGAGACUGAGCCUGAAAGGAAAGGAGCCUUUGUGUGGGAGGGAACUCAAAGCCAAAGAAAGUGGCGUCUAUGAUUCAAUAAUAAAAGAGCAUCUG
Phascolarctos cinereus (koala) is the source of this 808-nucleotide messenger RNA. It is a transcript of the gene SCT, whose product is annotated as secretin. Gene Ontology annotation, cellular component: extracellular region. Gene Ontology annotation, biological process: positive regulation of somatostatin secretion; brain development; positive regulation of pancreatic juice secretion. Gene Ontology annotation, molecular function: hormone activity. The record is from RefSeq and is a predicted model, not a curated record. NCBI's taxonomy places the organism in Eukaryota, Metazoa, Chordata, Mammalia, Diprotodontia, Phascolarctidae.